AUGGCAGGUACUGUUAAUUCAAUAACGUUUACAUCAUAUUGUUUGCGACAGCAACAAACAGAUAAUCGUUCAUUAUUUACAAAUGAAGCAACAGUGGAAAAUAUAUACAAAUUCGUUGAAUUACAUGAAAUGAAUAUAACUAGUGGUCAGAUGUUAUUUAAUUGGUGGUCUGCAUCCGUAGAUAUAGUUGAACAAUAUGAAAUUUAUUUACAAACAAAUAAUACACGUAUGAAUGAUUAUGUGUACUGUAAAUGUCGUAAACCAUGGUUUGGUCCGCACUGUGAAUUUAAAUUUGAUACCGACGAUAAUGAUACGACAACGUCAAAUUUUACAAAAUUUGCUCAAAAUCAAUUUCUUAAAAAAAGUUUAGUAAAGACUGAGUCGAGAAUAAAUCAUGGUGAAAUUUUCAAGUAUACGAAUGGAACAUCUUACAUCGGUUUAGAAUGCAUACGUUACGGCAUCGGUUUAGAUUGGAGAGAAAUAUGUGAUGGCAAAAUCGAUCGUGUGAAUGGCGAAGACGAAGAAAAUUGUUUCCAGUUAGAAAUAAAUGAAUGUGACGAAUCAUUUGAAUUUCGUUGUCGAAAUGGUUUAUGCAUACCACUUAGUUUCUAUUAUGAUUUAAAUGUCGAUUGUUUAGAUCAGAGUGAUGAGAUCCUAGACGGACCAGUAUUCAAUUAUUGUCGGCGUGACCCAUCGAUUCUUUGUCAUGAAUUAAUGUGUCCUCCAAAUGAAUUUUCAUGUGGUGAUGACCAAUGUACGUCACAUGGCGAAUUGUGCGGUUUUCCACGUGAUCUAUUAAAUAUACAUCGAUCAUUUACAAUAAAAGGAUUUUCUACAGAUUGUGGAUCUCUUAUUGCAUGUUUCUAUCUAAUUCUACCCAGGUGUUCAUUGACCUGGCAUACUCUAUAUCAAAUGCUGGAUUAUAGUUGUCCAGAUGAACCAUUUCUAUUUCCACCAUACCCUGUGCUGUACAAUCAUAUAUAUUUCGUUUACACAUCUGAACUAAUGUUCACGUAUACACCCUAUUAUAUUUGUUAUGAUCCACAGUGGUGUAAACAAUAUCCACCUACUAUAAAUUUUAAAGAUUUUGCUUGUCGAUAUGCUUUUGCGGACAUGGAUCUACAAGAAUCAUACUCAAACUGGGAACAAUUAAUUAUCGCUGUAAAACAGAUAUUUCGAGCAUGUACACUACCACAUUUGAAAAUUCUAAAUGCACAAACCAAUGGUUUGUGUGAUGAGUCUAUUUCUUACUCCAAAUAUUUAUUCGCACCAAAGAUAGAACAAUACAAUAAAGUACAAUACACUAAACGCCACGAAUACAAAUGAGAGGAAAAUCUUCACUAUAUAUACGCGCGC
Didymodactylos carnosus is the source of this 1356-nucleotide messenger RNA. Lineage: Eukaryota; Metazoa; Rotifera; Eurotatoria; Philodinida; Philodinidae. The record is from the annotation of a GenBank genome assembly.